CAUAUUUAUAAAUAAGUUAGAACCUCUAAUCCUUUAAGGAGCGGUAUAGUAAUUUCUUGAAAAAUAAAAAUUGUUCUUUAUACUUUUAUGAAUGUACAGGAAACAACCAUAAAUGUCGGUCUUGCGAAUUAUAUUGCUCUAAACAUUUCUAAGAAAGACUGCACUUAGAUAACUUCAGAAUUUACAUUUCGAUAAGCAAUUUCGUAUGCUUUUAUAAAUAUAUUUCGCUACGAUACAAACAGAAAGAGAGAGAGAGAGAGAAUUAAUCAAUCGCGAUUAAUUAACGAUAAAUCAUUGGUAAAUCAGACAUCAACAUCAAGCUCUGGCCAAAGAUGUUUUUAUUGACAACCAAGAUUGGAUAUCAGGACAAGUUUUCUAAAUAUGGCAUAUGUUUCAAAAUGCAGAAUUUUAAGACGUAAUUCUUCAAUUAUCUUGUGCAAUAUAUUAUUCUCGCAAUUUACAGUACUUGAAUCAUUGAUAAACUAUUGAAAAUUUUUUUAGAAUGGUCGAGAUGUUUUUUUUCUGAUGAGGCAAACAAGUGUCGGAAGGAUUAAGGGCGAACGGUGUCGCGUUCACGGACGAGCUCAAGUCGGGCGCGCUUUCCCGCCUUUUAGCGGCCCGGUCAUCGCGGUUUCUCGAGCGUGCAUCGAACGGCCGCGCGUUGGCGAGUGUUUACCGUCGUCACGUGUACGUCGCGUCCUAUCGAUUCUCCCGCUCACCCGAAUCGCAUUCAGCGAAUCUCGGCCAAAAGCAGCCACAGCUCGAGCGAGCAAACGGGAGGAUCAGCUAGCAAAGGAUGUUACACAUUGUAUAUAGGACACAAACGAUGCCGCGAUGCAAGACGCUUGUUCUUGUUCGCGCGCAAGAAACAUCCGUUAACGAGGAAACGUCGAUGACUCGAUGACGCACGAGUGCGAUAUAGGUCAAGGAAUAUGGGCCGACGCGGCGGCGGCGGCAGAGGUUUUCGUGCCGCACGUACUUGAAAUCGGGAAAGUCCACCGGGAUAACGACGGCGGAAUUGCAGACGAGUCUACGGUCGGCGGCGGCGGCGCGUAGAUCAUAGUAAUGUAGUAAUUCUCGAGAGAGCGAAACCCCGUGCGAAAAAGCGAUGGUGUGAAAGAAAAAAAAGCGGAGCAAGGCGAGAGAGAGAGAGAGACGGGCGGUAGUGUAUACGAAGCUGGUUUGUUUACAUUCGCGGAUGACGACUUGACCUCGUAGGGGUUUUUCCUCGCGCGUAAAUGAAGUACGUCCUGUUUGAAUCGGACAUUCCUGUGCACACGUGCCUGACGAUGCUGGAUCCGAGCGUGCUAACGGACGUGGAGGAGCUAACGCUUUGCGGUUAUUGCAACCAGAAGUACAAUGACGUGGAGCAAUGUCCCAAGUACCUCAGCUGCAAGCACUACUUCUGCCUGCGCUGCAUCGAGAACACUCUAUUGAAGGGACGCGACUUGUUCUGCGCGCACUGCUGGAAGAAGACGGACCUAGGUGACCAGGGCCCGGACGCUCUACCAACUCACUCUGCUCUACUUGCUCUAGCCAACAACCUGUCGCGUCUCAAGAUCACGACGAAUAACACGUCCGGCAAACCCGGCGACAAGGAGAGGAAGAGCGAGAACUGUCACACGCACGGAAUGCCACUGGCAUUGUGGUGUGCGACAUGUUGCACGGCGCUUUGUAGAGCGUGCGCUCCACAGGAGCACCCGGGUCAUCAGAUUAAAUCGCAGACCGAUGCCAAAGAACAGCUCAUAUCCGACGUUCAACUGGAAUUAGUCGCCGUGGGUAAAUUGUCGACGGAGAUUCAAAGACUGGCUAUGCAGCAACGCGAAUUCCUGAUAAAGGUGCUGGAAGCUUGCGUCACGCUGAAGACGCAUGUAGAGACAGAUCUGCAAAACGGCUGGGGCCAUUUUCCCGAGAUAACGGACGCGCGCGAGACCCUAGGGAAGACGAAGGCCGGAUUGCAGAUGAGCGAAACUCCGGGUGACGUAUAUAGCUUGCAUUCACAACUAGUACUUGAAAAACAGAGGCUGCAAUCUAAGUAUCAGGAGAUGAUGCUGCAGUGUCAGCUGGAUGAUCUCAUUGGCAAUUCCGGCGUGAUUUUCGAUUUCGCUCUGCUGAAGCAGGCAUUGGCGGGCAUUCACACGGGGGAUCCGAUCGUCCCUCAAGGCAAUGGUCGUCUGCCGAAUCAUUUAGCGGCCUCGCAGAACCCGAUACUGUUCCUCGCGAAUUACUGCAUGUCCCAAUUGUACACGCGCCACGUCGUCAGCAAGCAGCACCUGCAGAACGGCUCGAUGGAGUAUCAUCACUCGAGCAUGAUGCCACCGCCGCCGCAGGCACCGCCGGGCUCGGUUCAUGUUCAUCAGGGUCCGCCGGCGCCGCCACCGGGACCGAAUCAGGCACCGCAGCAGCUUCUCAUUCCACCCGGCUCACCGUCCGUUAAACCCGUACCGCCCGCGCCGCCCAACGCGAUACUACAUCCGCAGCAGCAGUCAACGUUCAUGCCCGACGGUACCGGCGGUGCAGGCGGCGGCAGUCUAGUGCCCGUCCACUCGUCCCCCCAACCGCCGUCCAACGCGAUAACGGCAACACUUACGCGGGGCCCGGCGAAUCCGUAUCCCUUGUACUACUUCAACAUCGAAGUGAACGGCUCGCCACACGGGCGCAUCGUCAUCGAGGUGCGACCAGACGCGGCGCCGAAGAUGGCGAAGAACUUCAGCGUGCUAUCGACGGGGGAGGCAGGGGUCGGCUACAAGGGUUGUACGAUAUUCCAGUGCUGGGAGGGCGAAUCCGUGAUCACGGGCGACUUCGAGCUUAAUAACGGCCGCGGCGGGCGCAGCAUAUUCGAGGAGGGCUAUUUUAUGCCAGACGACACCAAGUUCCCGGCGGUCAGGGGCGCGGUGGGCAUGAGACGGACGCAGAAGCGGCACGACAACCUCGGUAUGGUCGGCUCGCAGUUUCGCAUAAUACUGCAGGAGAUGCGCGGCUUCACCGGCAUCUUCGGUCACGUGAUCGAGGGCCUGGAGUUGGUGGAGAAGAUAUCUACGUUCGGCGAUCAGACCGGCAAGCCUACCAAGAGUAUUCUAAUCACGAAGUGCGGUAAAUUGUAACAUUUACGCUGUCGUCGCGCGGUUUGUUGUAGCGUGGGUCAGGAUCUCUAAGGACAGAGAUGCCCAUACCCCUUAUAUAUUAUAUGAAACGCCGUACACACGUUUUCCCGCUAUAGAUAACCGAAGGAAAGUCGCGACGGUAUCCCCGACUCGCGCGUUCGGCCGUAAGAGAAACCUAUAUAUAAGAAAAAAAAAUAUAUAUAUCUAUAUAUAUAUAUAUAUACAAAAAAGAAAUCGUGUUACACGUAAUUGUCCGACGACGGGAGACGAUUAUUACUAUACUAUUACACACGCCGCGUAUGUUUGCCCGGGGACACCGUCGCGACACGUUUAUUAGCUCCGCGAAUCCUCGAACGCUCCGUACGAGUCACGCAACUUAAUUAACUAUUAAUACAAUAGUGUCUAAAGAUGUCGAAUCUAUUUUUAAAACGUUGGCGCGUGCGAGAAGAUGAAAAAGAGAUAAAAAAAAUCCAUAUUUUGCUAUUGACCGGGAAUCGAUACGAGAUUCUGCUAACAAUAACGACGAUGAUCGACACACAUACGUACCUCAGAUCGACCGUGAUAUCGAUAUGACUUCUCUAGCUGAUACGACGUAUUUGUUUUUCUUUUUAGGGGGAGGGGGGUGGGAGGGAAAAGAGGUCCGACGUUUAUUUUGACUAUUAUCGGCGUUAAUUAUCUUGUUACACUACGUUAUGAUUCGUAGAGCGCGUAUCGCACGUCGGGUGUGAUAUAGAGAAGAAAAGUGCCGCACGAUUUGCGGCGGGAUAGUUUUCUCCGCCUGGCUGCGAACGCAGCUGAUGUUUUAGGUCUUAGAUAGUGAAUAAAAGGAAAAAAAUACGUGUAGAAUUGGGGAAAUUAAGUGUAGCGAAAACUUAAAUCGGGGCAACCAGACCACGCAUCGUGCACAAUUAUGCACGAUUAUA
Messenger RNA from Linepithema humile (Argentine ant), 4027 nucleotides. Lineage: Eukaryota; Metazoa; Arthropoda; Insecta; Hymenoptera; Formicidae. The record is from RefSeq and is a predicted model, not a curated record.